Molecule: messenger RNA, 3641 nt
Organism: Anoplophora glabripennis (Asian longhorned beetle)
Lineage: Eukaryota; Metazoa; Arthropoda; Insecta; Coleoptera; Cerambycidae
Product: anoctamin-5
Exons: 17
Coding region: 304-3501 (1065 amino acids)
Biological process (GO): chloride transmembrane transport
Cellular component (GO): plasma membrane
Molecular function (GO): chloride channel activity; protein dimerization activity
Source: RefSeq, a predicted model, not a curated record
CAGUCACACCGUCCAGUCAUCUCAUUUCUUUUAUUGUACUCAAAUAUAAAUUAUACAAAAUUAAAAACAAAGUAAAACAUUUUUAAACAGAGAUUCAAAAGUCAGUGUUAAAAAAAUAGAAACCAUUCGACUUCGAAACACAAACAUUUUUACUUGGCAAACAAUGUAUUUUUAAAUUUAUGUGAAUGUUAUAAAUAGGUAAAGGUGGAUGAAAAGAAUUUUUAUUUUAAAGUAGCGAUUCCAGCUUAUUUACCACUUGAACGAAAAUAGUAAGUACUUAUGCAAAUUAAUUGAUGAUUGGGAAUGUCUUUAGAAGAACAAAAUGAAGUCAAGCACAAACUAUAUUCCUCAGACAAAUCCCCAUUGUUACGUACACUUUCAAUCCCUGAAGGAAUUCUGUAUAGAAAUGGUGAAUACGUGAAAAGUAAAAACGUCUUUUCUGUUAAUCAUGCAAACUCUGCAGAAUACACUCGUCCAUCUUCAUCACCCACAUAUAAAUCAGUUAGAGAUAAAAAGAAAUCUUCAAACGAACAAAAUUACUCGAAUAAAGUAUUUCUUUAUGAUUGCAAAAAUGAGCAGCAGGAUAUAGCUGCUAUGUCUGUGGGGAGUUUGUACCGAAGUGCGGAAGAUUUGGAGUCAGAUUUAGAUACUGAUAAGGAUUUUAUGGACGGAACUCAGUCAAAACCAGAAAUUGUGAUAAAGCAAAAUUCUUCCAGAAGUGAGUAUUUCUUACCAAAUAAUAUUGAGGCUCCAUACCGAAAAGAAUCUAGUCACAUUGCAACUAAAUGUGCAAAACCAAAGAUAUUUUUUAUUGAUGGGAUAAGAUCUGUUGAUUUCGUAUUAGUUUGGGAUGCUUUUGGUGAACAAUCAGUAACUCCAGAAGCAUACGUCAAAAGACAAAUUUUUGAAAAUAAUUUGUUGAAAGAAGGCCUUGAGAUUGAAUAUGAAGCACAAGCACAAAAUGGGCUUAAUUUUAUUAAGAUUCAUGCACCCCGAGAAGUGUUGAGAAGAUAUAGUGAAAUUUUGAAAUUGAGGAUGCCUAUGAGAGAGGAAUUAUGUAGUAAUCCAAAGGAAUGCCAACAAUCUAAUGUGUUAAAUAAUAUUAGUAAGAAGAUUCCAGCACUUAGACAGGUAUCAACUCAGACAAAUUUUCUAGUAGAAGGGAUAAAUAAUCAGUGGGACAAAAUAAAAUCUUGGAUUUUUGUAGAUAAAAAGACGUUUCCUGAUAAGGGACAUCGAUUCACUGCAAUUUAUAGCCGAGACAGGGAAUACUUGUUUGAUGUAAAUUCUCCUUGUUUUUUUACAUCAGCGAUCCAUUCAAGAAUUAUACAAUUUAUUUUAGAUAGAAAGAAAUUUAGUAAUAACCCUCAGAGUGAUUUUUCUUUUGGAAUCGAAAGGUUGUUGGAUGAAAAGGCGUACCUAGCUGGGUAUCCACUUCACGAUGGAGAUCUGAAAAUACCUGGUUCCACACGUAACUUACUUUAUACAGAAUGGGCAUCCAUUUGUAAAUGGUACAGAUAUCAACCUCUCGAUUGCGUGAAGGAAUAUUUUGGAGUGAAAAUAGCCCUGUAUUUCGCGUGGUUGGGUUAUUAUACACACAUGCUGACACCCGCGGCACUGGUUGGUGUAGCUUGUUUUAUUUAUUCCUGUGCCACACUGUAUAACAAUCAACCCAGUGAGGAUAUUUGUAACCAAAAAAUUAAAGAGAAAAUGUGUCCACUGUGUAAUGUUUGGUGUGACUAUUGGGAUAUAAAGGAAUCUUGUGUACAUGCUCGAAUUACCUACCUCUUUGACAAUGCUACGACAGUGUUUUUUGCUGUAUUUAUGUCUGUGUGGGCUACAUUGUUUCUGGAAAUGUGGAAAAGGUAUUCUGCGGAAAUAACCCAUCGCUGGGAUUUAACAGGUUUUGAUAUACAAGAAGAACACCCGAGACCCCAGUAUUUAGCCCGUCUUUCCCAUGUGAAACGAAAACAGGUUAACGUUGUUACUAAUACCAUGGAACCUCAUGUGCCUUUUUGGAGACUCCGUGUUCCGAUGACAAUUUUCAGUUUUUCAGUGGUUCUGUUAUUAGUUACUUUAGCCUUAGCUACUGUAGUGGCAGUAGUUCUUUAUAGGAUGUCAAUUUUGGUGUCUUUGAAAACUAUUAAUAAAUCAUCACCUAUAUUGGUCACCAACAGUUCAGCAAUGUUAAUUACAACUAGCACUGCCGCUUGUAUCAAUUUAGUUUUCAUCCUCAUAUUUAAUUAUAUCUACACGUUUGUUGCGGAAUACUUAACAGAAUUUGAAUUACUGAGGACACAAACAGAAUUUGAUGAUUCUCUUACGUUAAAAAUUUAUUUGCUUCAGUUUGUUAAUUACUAUGCUUCAAUUUUUUAUAUAGCAUUUUUCAAGGGAAGAUUCGUAGGAUAUCCAAAAGAUUAUAACACAAUAUUUGGAUAUCGCCAAGAAGAGUGUGGUCCGGGAGGUUGCUUAAUGGAACUUUGCAUUCAGUUGGGAAUCAUCAUGGUCGGUAAACAAGCCAUGAAUACUGUGUUAGAAAUGUUGUUUCCUUUGUUUUUUAAAUGGUUGAACACUCUGAAAGUCAAAACUGGUUUGUCUAAGGAUAAACUUUCUAAUAAAGGUUAUCGACCACAGUGGCUGAAGGACUACAAAUUGGUGGAAUGGGGACCGAGAAGUUUAUUUCCUGAAUACUUAGAAAUGGUUCUACAAUAUGGUUUCGUUACCAUAUUUGUAGCUGCAUUUCCAUUGGCUCCAUUUUUUGCCUUAUUGAACAAUAUUCUAGAAAUGAGAUUGGAUGCGAAGAAAUUGCUAACUUUUUAUAGGAGACCAGUCUCUCAGAGAGUUAAAGAUAUUGGUGUAUGGUAUAGGAUAUUAGAUUCCAUAGGAAAGCUUUCUGUAGUUACUAACGGUUUUAUUAUAGCCUUCACCUCAGAAUUUAUCCCUAAAUUAGUUUACUUGAGUCAGCACCAUACUUUAGAUAAUUAUUUGAACUAUUCGUUGUCAUACUUUAAGACAGAUGAUUUUCAUAAUGAUUCCAAACCUCAAAAUUCAUAUGAAGAAAUUUGCAGAUAUCCGGAUUAUAGAGAACCCCCCGAUACUCCUAAUGAAUAUGCCAGAACGUCAAUGUACUGGCAGAUUUUAGCAGCAAGAUUAACGUUUGUGGUUAUUUUUGAAAAUAUUGUCGUUUUUGUGAUGAUAGUUGUGAAGUGGUGUAUUCCGGACGUACCUGGAGAACUCCGUGACCAAAUUAGACGCGAGAAUUAUGUUACAAAUGAAAUAAUAAUCAAGCAGGAAACAAUAAGGGCACAAAAUGGACAUUUGUAUGCAUCACCUAAGAAAAUUGAAAAGAUCCGGAAUAUAAAUGAAGCACCUGCUAGCCCGGAGCAAUGGGAUCGACUGAUUAGUAAGUCUUUGUCAGGCAGUGAAUUUGAUUUGUUAGUUCAUCAUAAAGAACACGAAAAUUCCGGACCCUCUGGAGUGCAAUCUCCUUCAUCUGUAUGAUUUUAAGUUCCUAAACCUAGUCUUCGUACAUAUUUUUGUACUACAAGUGCAAUAACCAGUGUACUUAGUUUUAUUGAUUAUUUUUCUGACGGAUUGUUGUUGGUGUUAUACAGAGAUAUACAGAGCGUUCAUAAAUUAUU